AACUUCUUCUCCUCUUAUCACCACCGCGCGCGCGCCAACCACGAUGGCGUCGGCAGCGGUCCGAUUCGUCGCAGGCACCAAGAAAUCUUCUUUGGGAACUCUGUAUCUUCAAUGCCACGUAAAGCCCGGCGCGUCAAGGGUUCGCGAGGGGGUCACGGCUGUGACUGAGGGGGCUGUGGAGAUGUGCGUCGCUGCGCAAGCACGAGAAGGCGAGGCGAACAAAGCCGUCAUCAAGCUGCUGAGCGAGGUCCUAGGACUUCCGAAGUCUGAUUUAACCAUCACCCAGGGACUGAAGUCUCGUGACAAGACCGUGGCUGUUAGCAUCGUCCAAAAUCCGACAGACAUCAUGGCAAGGGUGACUGAACAGCUCCAAAAAGCUGCAAAUGGAGGAUAGCUUUCAAGCUUGGGGAAUAAGCGGAGGGUACCUACCUACUUCAACAAGGAUGACAAGUCGCGACAUGACCAAGGUGUUGUACGAUGCCCCAAUCCCUGAUGGAUUCAGUCAUUUAAAUGAUUUAUCGAAGUUGUUUCCCUGCGUGUUUCUCAU
Colletotrichum destructivum is the source of this 547-nucleotide messenger RNA. RefSeq names its product Putative YggU-like superfamily protein. Gene Ontology annotation, cellular component: cytoplasm. Lineage: Eukaryota; Fungi; Ascomycota; Sordariomycetes; Glomerellales; Glomerellaceae. The transcript has 2 exons. The coding region runs from base 44 to 394 and encodes 116 amino acids. The record is from RefSeq and is a predicted model, not a curated record.